Molecule: messenger RNA, 5309 nt
Organism: Clupea harengus (Atlantic herring)
Lineage: Eukaryota; Metazoa; Chordata; Actinopteri; Clupeiformes; Clupeidae
Product: L-threo-3-hydroxyaspartate ammonia-lyase
Exons: 10
Coding region: 494-1786 (430 amino acids)
Biological process (GO): L-threonine catabolic process; L-serine catabolic process
Molecular function (GO): L-serine ammonia-lyase activity; threonine deaminase activity
Source: RefSeq, a predicted model, not a curated record
UAAAUUCAUAUAAUUUCAGACAAUGAAAUUAAUAUAUCAAGACUUCAAAAUCCAGCAAUUCAGCAAAAUCCUCUGAAAAAUCAGAUGUAUGGUAUAAACUUAAGAUUCACUUUUUCACAUGCAUUUUUACAGGCUGUCAAAGUAGUAUAAUGGUUUAGAAGAGUAAAGGUGAAAGGCCAGUGUAAAGGUUGUGUGUAUACUGUAGUGGCAUUGUUGUCUGCACAAAUAAUGUUUCACCAUUUUUUAAAUCACUGUAUUUUAAAAUCUUUCAACCACAGCAAGGAAGAGCGUUUAAACCGCAAGAAACUUUUGUCCUUGUCAGCCCAAGAUGGUCACCGUGACAAGGAACGCCCUGUCAGCAAUGGUGCCGUGGGCCGUCGGCCUACCCUCAUCUGUCCUGACCGUCUCAAGGACUUUGGGGCUGAGGAAUACCUCGAUGUGGAUGUAAAAUGUUUGGAAACUGAAAGUCACUGAGGCACCAGAGAUCCAACUAAUGUGCCCAGUCAAGCCCAUCAAAAAGCGUGUCAGUGUGUGCACACCCGUAAGCAACGUUCCUGCUGAGUACCUUCGCUUUGAGGAUAUAAGCAUGGCAGCACUUAAAAUCCAAUCAGGCGUACAAAAGACUCCAUGCACAUACUCUAGGCUGUCCAAGCAAUAUGGCAUGGAGAUCUUCAUGAAGAAGGAGCACCUGAACUAUACCGGAUCUGUAAAAGAGAGAGGAGUACUUCACCUCCUUUCCUCCCUAACACCAGAGCAGCAGAGGAAAGGUGUGAUUGUGGCAACAGACUGUAACUUCUCCCUCGCUGUUGCUUAUCACGCCGCUGAACUGCGGAUUCCUGUGUUUGUCAUCAUGCCGGCGAACAGCUCCCAGUCUCGACUGCGCAUGUACCGUGAAUACGGGGCCAUGGUGAUCUCGUAUGGCAGCACGGCACACGACUCUCAGUCCCAUGCACACCAUCUGGCCAAUGAGAAUGGUUAUCUAUGCCUUGAGGAGGAUGACAGUGCAGUGUACUUGGCAGGACUGGGCACAGUGGGCAUCGAGAUCUAUGAGCAAGUGCCCAAACUGGAUGCAGUCAUCAUCCCUGCAGGUGGGCAGUGUGGCCUCCUAGCAGGUACAGCUGCUGCAAUCAAACACCUAAACCCCAACAUAGCAGUCAUAGGAGUAGAACCAGAGGAGUUUCCCCUCUUGCUCCAAUCUCUUAAAACCGACUCCCCAAUUAAGGAUCUCUAUGGCAACCCCAACAGAAAGCUCUACAGAGAUCUGGUAGAGCAUUCCAUGGGGACUAACACUUUCCAAAUUGCCAAGAAGCUUGUGAACAAAGUCGUCUCAGUGAGAGAGGAGGAUGCCCUGGUCGCUAUGCUGAGGUUUCAGGAGUACGAGCGCUCCAUGGUGGACAUGGAGGGAGCCAUGGGACUGGCAGCGAUCAUAGCUGGGCUGCUGCCAGAACUUAAAGGUAAAAGGGUAACAAUAGUGGUCAGCAGUGCUAACAUGGAGCUGGACCUUGUGAGGCACUGUGUGGACCGGGCCUUGUUCUUGGAUGAUCGGGUCAGCCGAUUCACUGUACAUAUCGGUGAAUGGCCUGGGGAAAUGGCCAAAUUGCUAGAUAUGCUAGCUCGCGAAGAUAUUCGGUUGUUAGAUGUUUGUCACAGGAGAUACAGUGAAAAAGCAGAUCUCUUCAAAGCUCAGGUGGAGUGUGUGGUGGAAACCAGGGAUAAAACACAAAAUUGCCAGCUAAGACGAACACUCUCAGAACGCUACCCUUCACUUUGUUGGCUGGAUCGGUGACCACAAUAGUAGAACUACUGCUAAACACACAUACAUAUUCCCUUACACAGACAUAAAACCUGAAUGCAAGAAAAAGAGGAGCCGCACACAAAGUUCAGGGUCCCAACAUGUGUAUUACACUUAGUUCCUUAUGGGCCCCUUGUUUGAACAGCUGGCAGAAUUGGUGGAAAUGUAUCUUUGAGACAGAAUAUGUAUCAUGGCAUCUAGUGUUGUCACUGUGCCUGAUGGCAAACAUGUUUCAAAAUCACCAACAUUUACAAUUAUUUGGAAUGUCACAUUGAAAGAUUUUGAGGUUGUACCUCAAAUUCCUAAUUAAUUUUAGAAUUGUCCAGACCAUUCGAUCUGUUGAUCCCCACUGUUCUGUGCUUUGGCUUAGUGUGGCACCUGUCUUUACCACCAGCUGUUUGUGCUCGAACUAGGGGCCUUUGUGUACAUUAGAGUCACUCACCCAUGCACUUUCAAUCCAACACAUUAUCAAAUAUUCCAUAAAUAUACAUUUCGAUAAAGUGUUUUGAAAACUACUCAGAAUGAUAGUCCACCCAAAGUUAACACACGGUUACCAUAGUAACCAUAGUUGCAUGGUAACACGGUUACCAUGCAACAUGCAGUAUCUUCUCAAUUGCACUGUCCAUGCAUUCAUGACAACUGUAAGCACAAAUUAACUCUUUGAACAUAGAAGUGGACGCCACUGUUCACUAGUGCAUAUUAAUCUUGGUAAAUAAAGAAGAGUGUGAGAGCAAACUUUGUGAUUUACCACAUGUCUAGACAGUAUACAAUUUGUAACUGUGAUCUGAUGUUGACAGGAGCAGCAGACAAAGAAACCUGGACAUUAGUUACUAUGCCUUUAACUUUCUUAAAUAAUAGCAUACAUUAGUUAAUAUGCCUUUAUCUUUCUUAAAUAAUAGCAUACAUUGAUAAGACACUGACAUGAUAAUGUAAUAUUGAAUGAUGAAAUGUUAUCCACACUACAAUUACUCUUGCAAAUCUGAAAUCAGUACAAAACUAGAAAAGAUAGGAAAACAGUCAGUAUGGUCGAUUCUGGGAAAACAUUUAUCUUUGUAAUCAGAGGCCAGGUAUAGAUGUGUUGAUUUCAGAAUAUAAAAAUAAUGCUAAAACAUUAUGACCAUCUUCCUAAUAUUCCUUUAUGGUUUUAAUUUUCCAUGACUUGCCAGUGUAGGUUGGUCCUCACGACUACUGAGCAGGGCCGCCCCACAAGUUUGUCCUUUUGAGUUGCUCCAACCCAGUCAUCAGGCAAUGACAUUAUUCACCUAAUUUCUAAGUGGUCAUGAUGUUUUGCCUUAUUGGUGUAUAAUCAAUCCAGGAGAGGAGGGGCUUGCAUGUCAUAAUGUAUUGAUGUAUGGUUCAGAAGUUUGGAAUCACUCAGAACUUUCCUUCCAAGUCCAUUAUGUAAACCAAUCCUAAAUGAUCGUGUUUAAAAUGAUGUUCGUGCUGAAAACUGAAGCGAUAAAUCAGGCCAUAUUUGGGCUGUUUGAGCACCGGGAGCAUCAGCACUUGUGGAUUUAAUUAUAGUCUGAAAAUGGUCAGAAAGAGCUUUCUUCAGAAACUUGACAGUCUACUAUUAUGACAGCCACUGCAUCAUAGUUUUUUUCUUCAUCUUCUGCAUUUUUUUCAUCAGUUUUUGGUUGGCAAUAUAAUAUACUUAUACUUCACCAAUCCACAUGACACUUUGUAUGGUUGUUGCAUUCCAUUGCUGAUACGAAAUAGGUGUGCGUUUCCCUUCAUGCUAGUGCACCCUGAAGUGGGGUAGGCUCCAAAUCACUUUUUGGGCAAUAGCUCAAAAACCAUUUUGCCAUAAAUUAUCAAUUUUUUUUUGGCAAGCUGGCCUCUAGGAGGUGCAUUCUCAUAGCUCAUUAUGAUUCAUUUGUGGAGUGGUGCCAACCAAUGAAUAAUGUUCAAAGCAAAAAUCGAACACUUCAAUAGCCAAUAUCAUGUGAGAUUCAAACUUCACAUUGUUUACCACAUUUCACCCAUAGCGCUGCAACUAACAUUUCAACAUCUCAGGAACUUGCGGUUUUGUAAUUUUGUACAUUUGCUCACAUCUCCUAAAGUUCCAUUUGCUCACAUCUCACACAGUUUUAUUUGGCGCUCUCAACAAAAUGGCAGCCAACAGCCAAUCAAAAUUCAGCAGCUAUACAUGCCUGCGUGAAUGGCCAAUCCUAAUUGAAUUUUGUAUGGUCAUUCAUAAUGGCAUAUAGAAGCUAUUUACCCUAAUUCAGACAAAUCAGCCUUAAGAUGUCACCACAACAAGAUACAACAUGUUUCCCUCUGUUGAAUCAGCCAUAAGAUGUCACCACAACAAGAUACAACAUGUUUCCCUCUGUUGAAUCAGCCAUAAAAUGUCACCACAACAAGUUACAACAUGUUUCCCUCUGUUGAAUCAGCCAUAAGAUGUCACCACAACAAGUUACAACAUGUGUCCCUCUGUUCCACUCAUGGUUUGGUCAAUCUUUAAAUUCAUUCUGUCUUUGAAAUACAGUUUCACCUGUUGAAGUGGUCAAAUCAUUCAACCUUUCGUUACAUGGGGCAGGUCACACAUAGACAUGCAUAUUUUUCCAAACUUUGUAAAUAAAUGCCAAGUACAGUUAUACAAUGAAGCUCAUAUUGUUGCUUUUGUAUACAUGGAAAUUUCACAAAAUACUGUCUUAAAGCCACACUCAUCCUCACUAGGCAGGUCUCAAAACCUCAGAAUGUAACUUCUGCUUCAUACAACAAACUUAUUAUUUUAUUGUUGCCAGAAACAUCAUCAUUCAAGAGAACACACUUUUCCUGGAACGGAAAAUAUCUUAUUUCACUUAGUCAUAUUACACACCUCUAUGCAGUAUGUCUAAUUAUUAAACAAAUGAAGGCUAUUCCAUGCAAUACUGGACAAAAGACAACGGAUACUGGGUGAAAGAUUAUUUCAUUUUUUAAUGGAUAUACAAAUUUACAUGGAGGUGUUUGAAUCACAGUGAAGAAACUUUGUGAAACGCAAUACAAAUGAAGAGAUUCUGAAGGAGCACUUGACGCCAUCUCUUAAGCAUGGCAGAGGAAAUGUGUUGUCUGGGGGUGCUUUGGUAAGAAUGUUUAACACGCAAGGCUGUAACUCAUUUUACCAAAACCAUGGCCAUGCCAUACCCUGUACACAGCCCUUGACUGGAGCCGAUGUCAUCCUACAACAAGACAGCCAUCCAAAAGAUUGGCUCCAAAUGAUGCAAGACCUAUUUAGGGAAGCAGUCAAGCUGUAAUGCUGCAAAUGGAGGAUUCUUUGAUGACAGCAAAUUAUCAAUCACAAAACUGUUAUUUCAAGCUGAAGUCUUGACUAUAUUUCCUAUUCAUUUUCCAUCCUUUUCGAUAGAUGUCGAUGUUUUCUGGGUGAUUCCAAACUUUUGAACACAAGUGUAAUAUAAACUUCUAACAUGGAAUUCCAACAUUGUAUACUUUCUCAAAGCCUAUAUUUAUGUUUAAUAUGGUAGCUACAUUUAUGUGCUGAAGAAGACAAAAUAAAAAUACCCAGUUAACCAGU